Dipodomys ordii (Ord's kangaroo rat) is the source of this 1320-nucleotide messenger RNA. RefSeq names its product ras homolog family member V (gene Rhov). The transcript has 3 exons. Gene Ontology annotation, molecular function: GTP binding; GTPase activity. Lineage: Eukaryota; Metazoa; Chordata; Mammalia; Rodentia; Heteromyidae. The record is from RefSeq and is a predicted model, not a curated record. Gene Ontology annotation, biological process: small GTPase-mediated signal transduction. The annotation marks the transcript as partial.
CGAGGCGGAGCCGCCCCCGCUGCGGGCGCCCACCCCUCCGCCGCGGCGGCAGAGCACGGCCCCGGAGCUGGGCAUCAAGUGCGUGCUGGUGGGCGACGGCGCGGUGGGCAAGAGCAGCCUCAUCGUCAGCUACACCUGCAACGGGUACCCCGCGCGCUACCGGCCCACGGCGCUCGACACCUUCUCCGUGCAAGUCCUGGUGGAUGGAGCCCCCGUGCGCAUCGAGCUGUGGGACACGGCGGGACAGGAGGACUUCGACCGGCUUCGCUCCCUCUGCUACCCCGACACCGACGUCUUCCUGGCGUGCUUCAGCGUAGUGCAGCCCAGCUCCUUCCAAAACAUCACGGAGAAAUGGCUGCCCGAAAUCCGCACUCACAACCCCCAGGCGCCCGUGCUGCUGGUGGGCACCCAGGCCGACCUGAGAGACGAUGUCAAUGUACUGAUUCAGCUGGACCAGGGGGGCCGGGAGGGCCCCGUGCCCCAUCCUCAAGCCCAGGGUCUGGCGGAGAAGAUCCGGGCCUGCUGCUACCUGGAGUGCUCGGCCUUAACGCAGAAGAACUUGAAGGAAGUGUUUGACUCCGCCAUCCUCAGUGCCAUCGAGCACAAAGCCCGGCUGGAGAAGAAACUGAACGCCAAAGGCGUGCGCACGCUCUCCCGCUGUCGGUGGAAGAAGUUCUUCUGUUUUGUUUGAGCAGUGUGUGGUAGUGUAGUGAGUGGUAGACAGGAGUCCUUCUGGAACCAGGGCUACUGGCAGGGCCUGGCCCUCCUCCUCCCAUGGGAUCCAGAUCUCAUACGAACACUGAGGACACGGGCCUAAACAGCCCACUCGGAUUAUCCAGGGUGAGCCUAGGACCUGACUUGGAUUUCUUUGGUCAAGACUUAGAGGAAAAUUCCUGCACCAGCCGGGUUCUCAGGGUCUCUUAUCAUGGGACUCACAAGACAGCUUGGCUGAAGGAGGACCCCUUGUGGUGGUGCUCACCCCUGGCUAGGGGAAACAGCUGGUCAUCUUGGAGGGUUGAUUUGGAAUGGAGUGGGGAAGCAGAGGUCAGAGGGAGCUUGAGGGAGCUGAGGAGGAGGAUGGAGGCCUGGGCCAGGAGGCAGAUCAGAGGGCAGGAUCUGAAAGGAAGAAGGCAAGAAGAAGGGAGAGCAGAGGAGGGCAGCUGUGGGGCUGGUGACACCUGGGCUGUCCUCCACCCCCAAGGCCAGGGAGGGUGGGGCUGGUCCCUGGGAAGAACCGGGUCUCUGGGCUCCCUAGGCACUGCCCAAACUGGCUGGGCCAGAAGUGGGGCAGGAAGUGAGAGUCAGGCCGAGGUUGAGCAG